AUGUCAAUGCUGCCGACGAAACAAACGAUGAAGAAGAAAGCAACCUUUCUGAACCUGACCCUGAACCAAGCCAAAGAUCUCCAAAAGACGCUAAAAAGAAGAAAGACAAGAGGGAGAACAGACGCGGAACCACCUCUUACAAAAAAUACGAACCACAGGACCAGAAAAGAAAUCAGAGCCGAAAACAGUGAAACACUGUCGGAAGAAAGAAUAAUAGAACAAUCAGAGGAGGCUCUAACAACCCUGAAAAGGCAUUCCCAAAUAGGAACAUGCCCAAAGACAUUACAAUACAAAGCACGGGCACGCGUAAGGGCAGAUGAAGCCUUUAAAACAGACAUUAAAAGGAUAAGAAAAACAACAGAACAAGAGGUGGUGAAUGCCCUAAUCAGGUACCAUGAAAGGAGAAUAGCUGAAAGCAAAAAAUCAGUCAAGCGGCAAAAGAGACCGACAGGAACUGUAAACAAGAAAUCAACGGACAAUAAGAACACUCAUGAGCAAAAUGUAAAAGAGAUAGCUGAAACUUCUUUAAAAAGUUCAACGAGUUUAAAAACCUCAUGAACACAAUGUCAUAAAAGUGGUGAAAAGUAUGUCUGUCUACUUACUAAGUCCAACUUACAUAACAAGGGUGUACAGGAAAACAACAAACUGUCAAAAUAGGGCAGUAAAAAGCGUAAAGAACGCAAAACCUCAAAAACACAAGCUUAUAAAAGAACACAACUAGAAAGAAACAGGGGGUACAUAAAGAACUUAUCCAGUCAAAACCUCACAGACCACGAAAUAAAUUUACUCUCUAAAGGGUUAAAAUUCAUACCCACACCAUUAACAAAAGAACAACAUAUCAGGCGUCAACUUCUUCAGGAUUUUGAGCAAUUUGCUAGAAGAAUGCGCCUGAAAUAUAUCUUUCAUGGGCAAAAUAACAAACCACAUCCUUAUCAUGUAAAAUCAAACUGGAUACCACAAGUUCAACCCUCGGUUGCACUCGAAAGUUAUCUUGAAGAGGUUAAAUUACAACUGGUAGAAAUUAAACUGUCACAGCCAAGAAACAAUCUGUCAUCAAGAGAACGAGAAGUACUACAAUCUUUAAAAAGAAACAAAGAUCUUAAUGUGAAAAAAGCAGACAAAGGUUCCUGUGUCGUUAUUAUGGACACAGAGAACAAAAUAAACGAAGGUCAAACGCUACUUGACAACUCGAAACACUAUAGACCUUUAGAUGAACCGAUGGUUAAGGAAACUCAAUAUAAAGUAAAACAACUAAUACAAGAACUACAUGAAAAUAAAAACAUUGAUGACAUGACAAAAACACCGAGCCCGCCUAGAAUUCCCAUAUUCUACACCCUAACUAAAAUUCACAAGCCUACACCAGUAGGUAGGCCAAUAAUAUCAGGCUGUGACGGACCAACAGAAAGAAUCUCAGCAUUUCUUGAUAGGCUGUUGCAACCUAUAGCACAAAGACAGGCUUCUUAUCUUAAAGACUCCACAGACUUCAUUAAUUUCAUAGAAAGCACAGAAGUCCCAAUGCACGAGAUCAUUGUUUUAAUGGACGUGGCAAGUCUAUAUACCAACAUUCCACAGGAAGAGGAGAUCAAAACUAUAUGCAAAGCAUAUGUUACUCACUACAAAGAUAAACCCCCGAUUCCAACACAGUCACUUGAACGAGCGCUCAGACUCAUUUUAAAAUAAAAUUCAUUCAAUUUUUAUGGAAAAAUUACCUCCAAACACACGGGACAGCGAUGGGAACAAAGGUCGCUGUUGCUUUCGCAAAUAUCUUCAUGGCGAAAGUAGAAACAGAGUUAUUAAAAAAGAGCGCAAUAAAGCCUAUCUGUUGGAAAAGAUAUAUAGGCGACAUCUUCUCUCUCUGGGGUACCGGAAGAGAACAAAUAACACACUUCAUUGAACAAGCAAAUAAUCACCACGCCACUAUUAAAUUCACAGCAGAAAUCUCUGAGGAAAAAGUCACAUUUCUGGAUACAAUUGUGUACAAAGGCAAACGGUUUAACACUACGUCAAUUCUCGACAUACGAACGCAUUUUAAACCCACUGAAACUUUCCAAUAUACUCAUUUCACGUCUUGCCACCCAUUAGGGGUCAAGAAGAGCUUUAUAAAAGGCGAAGCCCUCCGGUUACUAAGAACAAAUUCCUCAAAAGAAAACUUUCAAAACUGACUAGAAGAAUUCCAGAAGCACCUUAGAGAGAGAGGUUAUCCACGAAACUUAAUAACUCUAACUCUCUCUGAAAUACACUUUGAGAACAGGAAAGAAGCACUCCGACAAAAACCAUCAAGAGAAAAAACCAUUUUGCCCUUUGUCACGCAGUAUCAACCAUCAGUUCCCAGCCUUAAAAACAUUCUUAUGAAACACUGGCAACUGAUAGACAAACAACCUCUUCUUAGACAGAUCUACAAAGAACCUCCAAUUAUAUCAUACAAACGAGGAAGGUCUCUGAAAGAUAUACUCGUAAAAGCUGAACUCUGAGAUUUAAAGGCUAAAACACGUGAGUGGAAAGCGCGAGUCAGGCUUGUCAACCCCUAUGAUAUUUUAUUGUUUUCCAAGGGUCUAUUAGCAGCAAAGAAGGUCCCGGAUUUUUCUCUAUAUCUGUGUGAAGUCUAAAUUUACGAGUUUUUACUAUGUGGUUACGAGUGUUAUAAACUGACAUUGGCCUAUUACAUGAAAAAAAUGAUAUUUAUUGACUAACUUGAUAAAGAUAUUUCAACUUUAAUAUGCCUUGACAAAAUCGCUUUGUCCACUUCUGUUGUUUUGAAACUGUUGCAUUAUUAUUUGUCCCAUAACUUUUAAUUUUUCUGACCAUUACAUAACUUUGCAGGCUAGAGGAUGUAUGUGUAUUUGAAGGAACAAAAAUCAUACACAAUUCCUCUUAGCUUUUUGCUUUUCUUUGCUAUAUGUUUCAGAAAACAUAAUGGUAAUCUACUGGGCUCACGAUCACGCUUUUUAUCUCUCCAUGGCCUACCAAAAUUAACAUACUUUGCAUAGCAAGAUCUUGUAUCUUCUAUCACCUUUGUUGUUACCACAGAAUCACUGUAAACAUUUGCGGUCGAUUGAUUUCUUUUAUCUAAUACAUCACCUUCUUUAAACAUUGAAAUAACAACAGCCUUUGUAUAAACAUCUAAAUGCGACAUGAGAUGGUUGAUCACUAAAUACGCAAUUACAAUAAUUAAAGAAAGAUAAAAUCCACGAAAUUAAUACAACAGGGUAUUGUUACUUAAAACCUGGCAAUUAAAGUACUGAAUUCCCUUGUUGUUUCUUCUUCUAGAAGUCUGUUGUGUUUAACAGAAACACGCUGUUGAAUUUCACUGAUCCAGUUGCUAGUAAUGUUUGAGUACCCAACAGUUUCAAUUUUAACAGUAAAUAUAGAAGAUUCGCUUAGUGAUUCAAACACAGUAGGUAACUCACUUAAUAUACAAGUUUCUCAAUAAAAGAUUCACUCGGAACAGUUUGCUCGUAAAUGGGUCUCUCGUAUAGCUCAUGAAUUAUGCCACUUCCAAAAUGUACUCAAGCAAUCUUUUAUUGUGGGCUUACCAUGGACAGUGUUAACAUCCAUAUGUACAUUAACCAUAUUAGAACUAUGACAGCAUUUAUGUAAGCUUCAACCGAAGAUAGAUUGCUGGUCGCUUUGAGCUCCUCAGAAUGUACUCUGCUGAAGACUGCUGACCUAUUCUAUGCAUACUCUUAUAUCUCCCGCACACGCUGAACAUGCCAGAGUGCAAUUUGUGCCAGGAAAAACCGAGCCGAAUUUAUAACUGGGCUGUGCCAGAGGCAGCCCAGUAAAAAGCAAGAACAGUAAAGGCCCCAAAACUGACCCUUGCGGGACUCCAGAUGUUACAGGGAGGAAAUCAGAUGACCUGUUAUCUAUCAUGACUCUGUGUCUUCUACCCGAUAAAUAUGAUCUAAACCAAGCUAACAAGGAUCCACCAAUACCUAAGCGUUCAAGCUUAAACAUGAGUAUUUCGUGAGACAUAUGAUAAAAAGCCUUAGAAAAAUCUAAAAAAAAUAACGUCAACUUGUUGUCUCCUCUCAGGAGCGUAAGUGAAUUGAUGAAUAACUUGAGAUAGUUGAGACAGUGCAUUUUCCUGGUAGAAAACCAUGCUGCCAGUGGGUAAGAUGCGGGCAAAUCAUGUUAAAACCUGUCUUUCCAAAAUUUUAGAACAUCAAGAAGCGAAAUGCCACAGUAGUUUGAAACAAUUGUCUUAGACUCACAUUUAUGAAUAGGGACAAGAUUUGGAUCCUUCUAUUUUUCGGAAAAUGUCGCAAGCUCUGAGGACAAAUUGAAUAAUGUGUAUAACAAAGAUGAAAUUUCAUUAGCACAUGCAUGCAAUAACUUACUGGGAAGACCAAGAGAAGUAUUGUUAACGUCAAGUGAUUGAAGCUGUCAAAGAAUGUUGUUUGGGUUAAGGCACACUUCACAUAAUUCUCGUUUAACGCUGUAGUUGAGUCUGGGUAGACAUACAGCAGCACUGCUAGAGUCAGGUGGGGCAAAAACUGAGUGAAAAAACAGGUUAAAUAAACAAUCUUGAUCAAUAGGUCUGGUAGCCUGUACAGAUUCAUGUUUAAUUACCCCGCAAAUUCUAGAUGUUUGGUAAUCACUUUGUAAUAUGACCAAGAUUUGCGAGGAUUGUCCCUUUAGGAACAACUAAACUUAGUGAGGUGAUUACACUUUCCAAAUUUAACCAUUUUCUUAACCUGUUGUCUAAGUUCACAAAAUCGUUCCUAUAAAUUUACAGAAUCUUUUAACUUAGCUUUCCGCUGAGUUCUGUUCUUCUUUCUAAUUAGCAAUAAUACCUCUCUAUCAAUCGAUGGCGGUCUAUCUGCAUCUCUAUUGAAUGUCUCCUCAUCAACAUUGAACUGGGCAACACAAAAGGGAGCUAGGAGCAAAAUGCCAGUGUUAACUAUCUGAAUCUGCUGUUCUGUUUUAGGGGGAUUGUAUAAGUUAUGUAUCUGCACUUUAUGCAAGAAAAGACCAGCUUACUUUCCGAAAAUUAGACAAAAUGGAAACAGUGAAGCGUCAUUUAACUACAGUGUGAUAUUCAAACUAGGGCCAUACAUGUAUCUUUUGUUUAUAUUGUGGGCCAAUAUCAUCAGGUACGCAUAUUAUUAAGAAUGUGCUGAGAGAAGGAAACUCGUUUAAAUGUUGAUAUUCAGUUUUUAAUGUGACCACCUUCAGACAUCUUUCCAACUGUCUUUUUAAUGUAACAUGUAAAAUCCUGGAAUUACUGUGUAAGAACAGUUUGAAUUCAUUGAAUAGUUUUGUAGGAUGCUUUUAAUUACAAAGUUAAGUUUGUUAAUUGAAAUUAAAGAUUUCAUGAAAGUAGUCUUAACAAUUGUUGAAUUGUUUCCAUUCAGUGCUGGGGGAUCCAGAUCAGCAUACUCUCUGGUAACAGAGACCCUUACAGCUGAUUGAAGCAGUUGCAACUAAAUGCAAAGUGGUUAUUUUUCUUUUGCUAAAAACAACCUAACAUUUUAUAAUCAAAGUAAAAUAGUAAUAUAUGAAGGCCUGCCUGUUUACUGAUUGGACAUGUAUGUUGUAAGUGUUGGCGGUUCCAGCUCAAAACAUGAGCUUCUUUUAGAUCUAUACAGGCAAGUACGACAAUUGAUCACAAUGGCUGCGACAAGGUAAUACUUUCCUGCUGGCUGGAGUAGAAGUUUCGGUUUUUUUUAAAUCUAAGUAAGCAAAAUUCUGGCAGAUAUUUCCAAAGCUCUAUUCCAUGCUCACUCUGACUUUGCUUAUCUUUCUGUUGAAUUCUGUUCAUGGUUAGAUUGACUCCUGGGAAAGGUGCCAAGAUGUUGCAUGUAAUGGGGUAGGCUGGAUCUGGGUGCCUGAAUUCAUAAACUUGAUGUAAACUUUGAUACUGUCCACUCUUUCGUUGAGCUUUAUUGCAAGUGUUUCAAAGAUGUGAUCCAAUAUCUAGUUUAUGUAUAGUGCUCAACAACUGCACAAUGUCACCAAGUGCAAAUUUUUUGGGGGACACAUUUUAGCUGCCAUGUUAAUUUCCUUUAUUUUUGCGUUUUGAUUUAAAAAAAAAUUGGCAGAUGACUGAUGCCAAGUUGGAAAACAUUCUCUCAUCUAUGCUAAAAUCAAGCUUUGGCUGUCAUAUUUCAGCUGCUUAAGUAUGUUCAAUAAAAACAAUUGCUUAGUUAGUUAGUUGCUUAGUUGCUUAGUUGCUUCUCCAUCAGCAACAUGUAACUCAUUUUACCUGAAACUUUACGCAAUGUGUGGAGGUCCUUUGGCAUGUUUAACUUCUGAAAACAGUCCAGUGUCGAUCCACAUGAAAUCCAGGCAAUACAUUAAAUGGCUGUAUCGAUUGUGGAUGUCAUCCAUUAUCUAUGAUUCAAAGCCAUUUAGGGGACCUGGUCAAAACAACUGUAGUCUUCAGGGACCCACUAUGACCUACAGAGACUGGCGACUUCUUUUAUAGCCCCCCUCUCCUUCCCAAUAAAAUGGUUCCUUCUUUUUAUACUGCUCCCCCUGCUAUCUUAAAAGGAAUACAGCAAAAUUGCUUGAUACUGUUUGUGCAGCCUAACAGCUUCUUUCUCUGUUGCACCAGGAAUCUUUGACUUGGAGUGUGUUCUUUCGUAGAAAGACCAUUAAUUUCUUUCGGAAUAAAAGUUAUUGCCUGGGUCCCCACUCUUAACUCGAUGUGAAAUUCAAGGACUUUUGCAGGACUUCCAGAUUUUGCAACAAAUUAAAGGACCUUCUGUUUCAAGUAAAACUUACACUAUAUUUUUCCCCUUCCAGGAUUUUCGAAGACCCCAAGCAAUGAUUUUCAAGGACUUCCUUGGGCCUAUUCCUUUCCAGGAUUUUCAAGGACUGUGGGAUCCCUGUAUUUAA
Porites evermanni is the source of this 6840-nucleotide messenger RNA. Lineage: Eukaryota; Metazoa; Cnidaria; Anthozoa; Scleractinia; Poritidae. The record is from the annotation of a GenBank genome assembly.